Molecule: messenger RNA, 3819 nt
Organism: Verticillium dahliae VdLs.17
Lineage: Eukaryota; Fungi; Ascomycota; Sordariomycetes; Glomerellales; Plectosphaerellaceae
Exons: 4
Coding region: 1-3819 (1272 amino acids)
Biological process (GO): arachidonate metabolic process
Cellular component (GO): membrane
Molecular function (GO): ADP binding
Source: RefSeq, a predicted model, not a curated record
AUGCCCGCCCCGUCGCACGCUCCACAAGGCCCGUCCCGAGGUGCGGGCCGGCCCCGCAGCCUCCGGGUGCUAUCGCUCGACGGCGGCGGCGUCAAGGGCUAUUCGACGCUGCUCAUCCUCAAGCGCAUCUUCGAGGCCCUGACACCCGAAGACGGAAAGAGCCCAGAGCCCAAGCCGUGCGAUGUCUUUGAUCUCAUCGUCGGCACGUCGACGGGGGGGCUCAUCGCCAUCAUGCUCGGCCGCCUCCACAUCAUGGUCUGUGUGACGAGGAGCAUCACCAGCAAGGUCGACGUGAUCCGGAACUACACGUCCAGGCACCCGACGCAGCAAAACUACAAGUGCGCCAUCUGGGAGGCCGCCGCCGCGACGGCCGCAGCGCCCAUGUUCUUCCGCUCCGUCACGCUCAAGACGGGCGAGGAAUGGGUCGACGGCGCCAUGCGCCGGAACAACCCGAUCAACGAGGCCAUGAACGAGGUCAACCGCGAGAGCGAACGCGGCUGGGAGGGCCGCGCCAUCGGCUGCACCGUGAGCAUCGGCACCGGCGUCGCCCAGGUCCGCGAGGUGUCCAACUCGGCGGGCGCCCUCGUCAAGAGCGUCGUCAAGAUCAUGACCGACUCGGAGGACGUCGCCGACGCCUUCCUCGGCAGCUCCUUUGGGCAGCAGCUCGAGCGCAGCCACCGCUACUUUCGCUUCAACGUGCCGCAGGGCCUGCAGGCGCUCAAGCUCGACGAGUGGAGGGAGACGAAGAGGAUGAAUGCUUUCACGAUGGAGUACCUGUCCAAGUAUGAGACGGGCAAGUCGGUCGUCACUUGUGCCAAGUCGCUCCUUGAUCCGGACGCUGCGAUUCCGGUUGUCACGCGCAAGUUGACUCUCCGAGGUAGUCCAUGUGUGAAUUUCAUCGACAGGGCGGCCUACACGAAUGUUCUGAAGGACUUCUUCUGGACCUACGUGGGCGAUACGAGCCAGAUCUUUGUUCUUUGGGGUCUAGGCGGUGUUGGGAAAACCCAGCUAGCUUUAAAGCUUGCCGACACGAUGAGCCAACGGGUAUCGGUCAUAUGGAUCCGCGCAGACCAGUCGAAUAAUUUCAAGCUAGACUACUCCAAAGUCUUGAAUCGGAUGCUUCACGAUGAUGAUCAGCCCCCCAAGCUCGAGACCAUGACUGGUGCCGUUCUAGACGACCAUCUCGAGCAGACCAGGGACUACCUCGAGCACCACCCAGGCGACUGGCUCCUGAUUCUAGAUAACGCUGACGACAUGACAGCGUUCCGGGAGUCCGUGGAGAGUCAUCUACCGAUGCGAGGCAGGAUCCUCGUCACCACGAGGGACCCGCGGUUCCAGGGCGAUUUCGGAGCGCCAGACGAUGGCAUGAACGUUGUGCCCAUGGACGACGAACAAAGCGUCAAGCUCUUGCUGAAGCUCAUCCCAGCCAGGCUCCAGAACGGCGACGACGAAGAAAGCGAACGAGCCACGGAACUCGUCGACCUGUUGGGCAACCUGCCCCUCGCCAUCGCCCAAGCGGCAGCGAACAUCAUCGACCAGCAAGUCUCGCUGAGCGAGUACGCGGCCGCCUUCCGCGAAGCAACCGACAAGUUCGAGGCUCUCAAGGCAGCGACGCACGACCGACGGACCCGCGACCCGCGGAACGCGGUGCAGUCCGUGGCGCUGACCUGGCAGAUCUCGUUCGAGCGCCUCGAGCAGUCGUCGCCGCUGUCGGUGACGCUCCUCGGCUACCUGGCCUGUCUGCACUGGGACUCGGUGCCGCGCGACCUGCUGCGGCAGUUUCCAGAGUUUGCCGCGCUCAGCGACAUUGAGUUCCGCAACGUGCUGGCGCGCCUCAUGCAGCUGUCGCUCGUCGAGGAGUACGCCGUGGACGACUGGCCGCAGCUGCGCAUGCAUCCCAUGACGCACGAAUACGCCUGGAAGCGCACCAAAGAGGACCCCGCCGCGUUCAUCACGGGUUGCUUCCGGCUCCUGGGCGCCAUCUUCCCGCUCGUCAGCGGCGAGGACGACAAUACCUGGCAGCUCUGCUCCUACCUCGCGUCGCACGCGAUGCGCGUCGUUGGCCUGGCCCAGUCCUUGGCCCUGCAGAGCGAGAGCCAGCCGGGCCUGAUGCACGUCCUGGCACUGUACCUGAACGCCUUUGGCAACGUUCACGUGGCGUGCCAGAUGGCCAGCGAGGCGCUCGAGAUGGCCGAGCACUUUUGGCCCGAUCAGCCGUCGCUCCUCAACAGCUUCCGCUGGACCAAGAUUCAGUGCUUCACAAACGCCCAGCGCUUCGAGGAGUCGCUCGUGGACAUUGACACCUGGGCCGAGACGGCCGACCUGACUCUGGACGCAGACGCCGACGUCGCGGGCGCGUCGGCAUCUGUCCCCCGCCUGAGCGGACAGAAGCGCGCAGCACUGAACCAGAAAUACUCUGCGCUCAAAGAACUGCGACGCUUCGACGAGGCGCAUCUCCUCAGCAAGCAGCUCGAGCCCCCGACCGAGGGGACCGAGAACGAGUGGACGGCCAUGGCGCUCAUCACGAAGCACAACAGUGCGCACGCGCUCCACAGGGGAGGCCGCAGCCGCGAGGCGCGCGUCGUCGUUGACGAGGUGCUCAGGAACGUCAGGGGACCGGACGGGGAGCUGAGGGUCAACCGACGGGAGUAUCUCGCCUUCCUGAACCUCAAAGCAGACCUGCUGCUGCGCGGCGGUGACGGGACGGGCGACAUGAACGAGGGGCUGGCGCUGUUCAAGCAGGUGUACGACGAGCAAAUCGCAACGACGGGCGUGGUCGACUCGGACACGUGGAUCGCGGCCAACAAUGUGGUCAACACGCUGGCAGACGCUCCGGAUGCAUUUCCCGACUCGGCGCAAACGAGCGCGCGCAUAUUCGUCGAAAUGCUGACGGCGUGUGCGGCGCCGGGCAUGAAGCAGCUGCGAAACCAAGAUUCGGGCAAGUUCCAGAGGCACGUACGCGUCUUUCUUAUUCACUUUGACGAGUUCUUCAGAACGGGGCGUGUUCCGGCCGCCGAGAGCGACAGGCUCCUCCAUCUGCGCGAGACCCUGAUGAACAAGUUUCUCCUCCAGACGGACGUCACUGUUUUCGUCGAGACCUUCUCGGUUCACAAUACGCGUGGGGUGCACCUCCAACAGCGGGGGCGCGCUGCCGAAGCAGAGAUAUGCCAUCGAGAUGCCAUGAAGGGUCUCGUCGAGUGGGGGGCCAUGGGGGCUGACAGGCCGCCCGUCCCGGGGUUGAACUCUGCCAAAGACUAUGAGGAAACCGUCGCGACCUAUCACUACAACAUUAUGCUAGCAAUAGCUCGUCAAGGCCGUUUAGAGCACGCGCGCGCCUACCGAGAGGAGAACAAGAGGUCACUAGAGUUUGCGGAAACGUGCUGGGGGCCUUUGGAGGUGAGAAUGCAGACUGACGAGAUGGACAGGCUCGUCCAUGCGGAAGCACAGAAGCGAUUGCUCGAUGGGGACGUGCCGAGUGAUGAUCCCGAGGGCUGGUGGAUGCAGCACGAUGUACAUCUCUCUCGAUCCAAGAUGAGAUAUGGAGUUCUUAAGGUUCCAAAGGCCGGAGAGAACAUGGUAGUAGUUGUUGACGACAAGGAGAUCAAUAAUGCGAGUGUACAAGAAGAACGGGAACUCGAAAAGCAGCAACAAGAGGUACAACAACUACAACAAAGCGAUCCAGAUCCACGGGAAACAGCCAAACCACAGACAGAAAUCUCCACAGCGAAGACUAGUAGCAGAUGGGGGAAACGGCUGAAGCUUGCGCUAAGGGAGAGGAUGAAGGUCUCUUCACCAGAGGCGGUCCCUGUAGCUAGGUAG